Messenger RNA from Harpegnathos saltator (Jerdon's jumping ant), 4930 nucleotides. It is a transcript of the gene Evi5, whose product is annotated as ecotropic viral integration site 5. Bases 905 to 3538 code for a protein of 877 amino acids. Gene Ontology annotation, biological process: regulation of GTPase activity. The record is from RefSeq and is a predicted model, not a curated record. The transcript is spliced from 9 exons. Gene Ontology annotation, molecular function: small GTPase binding; GTPase activator activity. Lineage: Eukaryota; Metazoa; Arthropoda; Insecta; Hymenoptera; Formicidae.
GAACAUGCACAUUGAGCUUCUUUUUGAGACAGUAUUUAGUGUGAACGAAGUGCUUAUCUUUUUUCACGUUUAAUCUCGACCCUUGUGUCAUAGAUGAGAUAGUGAAACAAUGCAAUACGCCUCGAGAAUACACGUGCACAUAGAAAUAUUCUAAAAACGCCUAGAGGGACCGAUAGAAAAAGGGCAAAGAAACGGAAAUAUUCGAGAAUUCGAAGUCGCUAAUUUUCUCGAGUCCCUUACGAACGGUAUCCUAACGUGUAUUCCGGGUAUUCCGCUCGCUUCCGUUUCGCUACAGCCGCGCGCUACAGUACAGCAUGGCGUAAGGCGAGUUCGUCAUAAUAGUUGGCUCGGAUUCACCUGCUCUUUCGCCCGCUAAUUUGUUCACACGCACUAAUUGCUUCCUUCUCGGUCUCCUAUCUCUGGCAGUGUGGAACUGCUCUUUGCGCGUUGCUUCACUGAAUGCGCGGCGCUCGCACGAGGUGUUCCACGGGAGUACUGUUACACCUACGGAAAUACAACCCACAUUAUCUUUCGUUAAAUAAUAAGUUUUUUAGGUACAAAUUAUGUUUUAACAUCGAAUGAUCGUUCUGUUUAUUUAUCAUUCAUAGACGGGUAGAAGCGUAGAGAGGUAUAAAAAGCCGAGCCGUCGUUUUGUUCAAAAGAUGUUAUCCAAAAUAUGAUUUUGCAUCGGGCGGGCUACUAAUUGUUGGCGGGCAAUCAAUCAAAAUCGGCCAAAAAAUCAAUGACGUUAUAGGCGCGCACCUCGGAAAUUUCGGCGUGUAAAAAAACCGCGAGACUGAGAUAAUGUGAAGGUAAGAAGGAGGUGCGAGGUAAACGAGAAGAGCGCGAGAACGCUUUCCGCGAACACUAAAAUCGUUACGGUGAAAUCGAACAAAACGCCUCGAUGGUUCUUCUUGGCUUGCUGGCCCCUGCGGCGACGUUUCGUUGGAGAAGAAAUAAAAGCGCGAAAAGAGGCCAGAGUGUCGCUCAACAGGACGGCAUAAACGCGUCGAUAAACGGCCAAUUGGGUCUGUCGCGUUAUGGACCGCAGGUGAUGAGCGUGCUGUGUUUAUGCACCUCCAACAUCCAUCAAUCUACCCGUAACGUCACGCAGACCGGCAAGAUACUCCCGAGUCCGCCGUUAGACACCCUUUGCGAGCAGCGAGUAACGCCCUCGCAGGAAAUACCCACGGACGAGCUGGCUCUAUUAGCUAAGCUGGAGGAAGCAAACAGGCUGAUUGAGUCCGAUGCAAAAUCACUGAACUCUCUCCAGAGUAACCACAGUAGAAAGGGCUCCGAUACAUCACAGGUGUCUGUGGCGUCAGGGGGCAGCGGAGGAAAUGGCGAUGCUGCACCUGGGCGUCCCAACCCGGCCGAUGUCGAGGAGAACACGUGGAGUCUCUGGGGUCACAUAGUGGCCGAUUGGGACUAUCAUUGGAAGAAGCGGAAGGAUUCAGUCAAGGAAUUGGUUCGUCAGGGCAUACCUCAUCAUUUCAGGGGUAUUGUUUGGCAAUUAUUAAGCGGUGCCCAUGACUCUCCUGUGAAAAAACAAUUUGCCGAGUACAUUAAGGCGACGUCAGCUUGCGAGAGGAUAAUCAGAAGAGAUAUCGCCAGAACGUAUCCUGAACACGAUUUCUUCAAGGAGAAAGAUGGUCUCGGUCAGGAGAGUUUAUUUAAUGUUAUGAAAGCGUAUAGCCUGCACGAUCGCGAAGUAGGAUACUGCCAAGGCUCAGGAUUUAUAGUAGGAUUACUUUUACUGCAGCAAAUGCCGGAAGAAGAAGCUUUCGCCGUACUCGUGGCGCUUAUGCAAGAAUAUCGCUUGCGAGACAUGUACAAACCAAGCAUGGCUGAAUUAGGAGUGUGCAUGUAUCAGCUAGAACACUUGGUUGCCGACACGCAUCCCGAACUUCACGCUCACUUUACGGUCCACGGUUUCCAUACAUCGAUGUACGCAUCCUCUUGGUUUCUCACAUUGUUCACCACAGCAUUAAGACUUCCCUUGGCGUGUCGAAUUUUUGACGUCUUUCUGUCGGAGGGUAUGGAAAUUAUUUUUAAAGUCGCAUUGGCGAUGCUGCAUUUAGGCAAGGAAGAUUUGCUCAGUUUAGACAUGGAGGGCAUGUUAAAGUUUUUCCAGAAACAAUUGCCCGGAAGAGCCGAAAAAGAUCCUGAUGGCCUCAUGAAUCUCGCGUACGGAAUGAAAAUUCAUCCGAAGAGAAUGAAGAAGCUAGAAAAAGAUUAUACGAUUUUGAAAAUGAAAGAGCAGGAGCAGAUGGUGGAGAUUCGCAGGCUCAGAGCUGAAAAUAAAUUGCUCAGACAACGAACUGAACUUCUAGAGGCAGAAUCAUCAGAACUCGCAGAUAGAUUAGUCAAAGGUCAAGUAUCGCGCGCGGAAGAGGAAGAGACUACUUUCGUAGUACAGAGGGAAUUGGCGGCUCUCCGGCAUAAGCAUCUUGAAACGAGUCAUCGGCUUGAACAAGCUCGCGAAGAAGUCAGAUCGUUGUCACUCGUUCUCGAGCAGAAUGCUUUAUCCAGAGAGUCAUCGCUCGACGAGAUACUAACAAGACAAGAAGCAUUGGCGUUGCAAGAAGAUAUGAUACAACUCCUGCAAGACGAAUUAGUGAGAGUCAGAUUGCACGACGCGGAAAAUGACGCUUUGAUUAAGGAACUUAGGGGAAGAAUACAAGAAUUGGAGCAAGAUAAAAAGACUUUGCGCGAGUCGACGCCGGAUAAUUCCGUGGCCCAUCUGCAAGAGGAACUUAUCGCAGUUAAACUCAGAGAAGCUGAAGCCAAUUUAUCUUUAAAAGAUCUGCGGCAGAGAGUCUUGGACUUAAGCGCGGCUUGGCAAAGGCAUUUACAAGACCAUCGGUCUGCUCAUUUAACUGCAGCUGCUGACUCAACGCCAAAGAAGCUGAUAUUUUGGGAAAAUCGAAGUUACGAUGUACAGAAGCUCGAGGAAGACAUAAUGACGUCUAGAAUGCGUGAGAUGGAAGCAUUAGCUGAAGUUAAGGAGCUUCGACUCAAAGUUAUGGAGCUAGAGACUCAGGUACAGGUGGCGACAAAUCAGCUUCGUAGACAAGACGAGGUUGGGAAAGUACUUAAAGAGGAAUUGGAAGCUGCGUUAGCUCGAGAGAAAGAUCUGGCUGUUAAGCUGAAGGAACAACAGUACAAAUAUUCCGAUCUCGAGUCAAAAAUGAAGGAUGAGGCUAUGAUGGCCAGGAUACGCGAUGCGGAACACGCGCAGCAGGUCGCGGAGCUCACACAGAAAAUAUCUCUUCUCGAAUUAAAGAACGAAGAAAUGCACGCGGAAGGCGAACUUCGGAAUAAUUUAGAUGACAGUGAGAAAGUGAGAGAAUUGCAAGAUAAAGUGGCUGAAUUAAAGGCUGAGGUCAUGAGGCUAGAGAGUUGGAAACAACGAUGGACUGGUCAAACCGUACGAAGUUUUAGCGUCGAUACUGAAAGCGAAUUGGACGAACGGGAUCUCAGAAUUUGCUUACAGGAUCAUAUCAAUACGACCACGCCAAACUCACCCGAGGUAUAGAAUUCUAUGUAUACCAGAUAUAUAUUAGGCAGCUAACAAUACUCCGUUAUCGAUGCGCGCGAACCUUUUGUUCGUCGUCAGCUUUCGCUGUAGGAAAUAACGCGUAUGCGCUUAGAUCGUAACACGAGAGUAGAUUAUCGUAAUAAUCCUGUUUAGUUACGUGUAUUACCUAUAUAUUACUAGGCUAAAUAUAAUAAAUAUAUAUAGUCAUUAAUUAGUUACACUAUAACGACGAACGAAAGAAAGGAAGAAACAGUAACGAUAGGCACUCUCGGUAAAACAAGCGAAAUAAUCUCGAUCGUAAUCAGGGCCCGAAACGAUGUUCUUUUUAUUAUUUAUAUAUAUAUAUAUUUAUUCUUUAAUCACGUGACGCAGUAUGUAUGACAGAAGAAAUUUAGAUUUCUUUAAAAACAUAGCAUUCCUUGGAAUAGCGUCGGUUAUUCCGCCAAGAUAAAAAAACCAUCGCAGUACUAUCACUCAGCGCUAUGAUAUAAUAUUUUUUAUUAUUAUAACAAUAUCGUAUCAUUAUGUUAAACUUUAUAGACUACUAUGCAGAGUAUUAUAGAGUAUAUGUUAGCCGUAGAGCUAAUGACUCGAAGUAUUAUAUAGGACGUAACUAAAGGUUGUUUGCUACCUAAUUUCAUAUAAUUUCAUAUUAAUAUCUUUCACACAAGGUUUAGACUGAUACAGGAUAAUUUCGAGGAAGAACUUCAAAAUUUAACAUUCACGAACUCGAAUUUUAUUUAUUUUUAUUUAAAACUGUUAACUGUCGGGUAAGCAAUGUUUUAUCAUGAUUUGUAAAAACUAUAAAAAUGAGACUUUAGGACACUUUUUAAAUGUCUGAAAUGUACUUUUUACUAACGGUUGAAUGAUACGAUUGAUCCGACUGGCGUAGUUAAAACAGAAAGGGAAUUAGUGAGAUUGAAUAACGUUAAUUCCAAAACGGUUGGUAUCUUCUUUUCUCCCGCAAAUAAAUCUAGAACUUAUAUUUAUAAGUUAAUAUAAAGUAACUGUAGAACCUAACAUACGAUGCAUGAACGUUUUAUCGUAUGACUCAGGUGAAAUAUGGGGAUAUUAUUUUCUUCUUUGUUCUCUGUCGUUUUAUCCAAGGAUCUAACGAACGAUCUUUUGGUUUCGAAGUUUGAUUACGAUCAGCAGAUUAUCCGAAAAUUAUCAUAUAAACUAUUCCGUGACACACGCAACUGUUUUUAUACGCAUGAUAUACUCUGUGUAUUUUUUGUAAUUCAUACCAAAUGUAAUCGCAUUUAAGAAGUUGUAUAUUGAGCGCCGGGGAAAAAAACGUGAUGACGGAAGUAUAUCGCCGUUUUUUAUAAAUAUAUGUAUUUACAUGUGUGUGUCACAUGAGGGAUCAUCGCGUGCGUGCGUGCGUGC